AUGGACACUGGCGUCAUUGGCCCUGUCACCGUCAUGGACAGCUUCGUGUCGAAGUUUGGGAGUCAAUCUGCAACCGUCCACGGAUUAAUAGUCUCAUCCAUCCUCAUUCCAGCAGCUAUAUCGUCCUUCUUCGCAGGCUACUUGGCAGAUAAGCUGGGCAGACCGACGGGAAUCAGUAUCGGGGCUUUGAUUUUCGGUAUCGGCGCUGCUAUCGAAGGUGCAGCGGCCCAACUUGCCAUGUUCAUUGUCGGGAGGUGCAUUGAGGGUAUAGGCGAGGGCCUGUACCUGGGUACGCUGGUCGUGUACAUCUGCGAGAUCUCUCCAACGAGCGUAAGAGGCGCAUUAGCCACCGGGCCGCAAUUGCUCAUCACUCUUGGUCUAGUGAUUGGCUUCUUCACCUGCUACGGAACCGCCCGUCUCGAGUCUUCCUUCUCGUGGCGCACACCGUACCUCAUCCUCGCAUGUCUCUCCGUCCUCUUCUCAGCCGCCUCAUUCCUCUUCCUCGUCCCGUCCCCCCGCUGGCUGACACUCCACGGCCGCCACGAGGAGGCCGCAAGGACAUGGGACCUCCUCGGCGUCGGCCAAGCUGAACGCGAGAAGGUGGAAGUUGAACAGACCCGACAAGCGAGAACCCAGAUCCAGGUCCUCCCCGCCGGCCCAGCAACCACUCUAACCCCGGAUCUUACCACACAAAUCCCCACCCCGCCGCAACCACCCCUCAAACCAGCCAGCCACAAGCUCCUUGACAUCUUCUCCAAGGACGUCCGCGCCCGCACCGCCCUCGCCGUCUUCCUCAUGGGCUUCCAGCAGCUCUCCGGCAUCGACGGCGUCCUCUACUACGCCCCGCUCCUCUUCGAACAAGCCGGCCUCACCUCCUCGACCGCCACUUUCUUCGCCUCGGGCGUCUCCGCCCUCGUCAUCUUCGCCGUGACCAUCCCAGGCCUCCUCUGGGCCGACCGCUGGGGCCGCAGACACAGCAUCAUCGCCGGCGGCAUCGGCCUCAGCACAACCAUGUUCCUCAUCGGCGCCCUCUACGCCGCCGACGCCGUCCACCCAUCCUCCGGCCCCGGCCGCUGGCUCGUCAUCGUCGCCAUCUACCUCUUCGCCGUCAUCUUCUCCCUCACCUGGGCCAUCGGCAUCAAAGUCUACGCCGCGGAGAUCCAGCCCCAGCGCACCCGCGCCUCGGCCACCGGUCUCGCGCACGGCAGCAACUGGGUCACUAAUUUCCUGGUCGCGCUGACGACCCCCAUCCUCCUGUCCAAGAGUAGUUUCGGCGCGUACUUUCUCUUCGGCGGGUGUACGCUGCUGACGGCGUUGGUUUGCGCUAUCUUCAUGCCGGAGACUAAGGGGAAGUCGCUUGAUGAGAUCGAGGAGGCGUUCAAGUCCAAGUCGCUGGGCUCGCAUUUUGCAAAGGCCAUCAGGCCCAUCACCCGGUCAUCGAAUUGA
This is a messenger RNA of Aspergillus fischeri NRRL 181, 1446 nucleotides long. Its product is annotated as putative MFS sugar transporter. Gene Ontology annotation, molecular function: carbohydrate:proton symporter activity. Lineage: Eukaryota; Fungi; Ascomycota; Eurotiomycetes; Eurotiales; Aspergillaceae. The record is from RefSeq and is a predicted model, not a curated record. Gene Ontology annotation, cellular component: membrane. Gene Ontology annotation, biological process: transmembrane transport; carbohydrate transport. The transcript is spliced from 2 exons. The coding region runs from base 1 to 1446 and encodes 481 amino acids.